AUGUCUGCGCCAAGUGAUCCAAAAGCGCCUGCUCCAGAAUCUCCCACGACGGCCCGGCCCCUGGAGAUGGAUGACGACGACAUCACCGAGUCCAACAUCGUCCUGAGCAACAACGACGAAUCUACAUCGAAGCCAGCCACCGCCGACAGUAACAGUCCCAAACCCGCUGUGGCUGCCAUUUCCAGUAGUGUAGACAACGACACAGCCGAAGAACCGGCACCGCCGAAGCCGCCGCGCCCCAUGACCGAACAACAGAAGAGCGAGCAGACGCUCAAGGAUGCCUUUCCGACCGUCGAGAUGCCCGUCGUCAGGGCUGUGUUGACGGCCAGUCGCGGGAACAUCGAGGCUGCUUUCCAUGCUCUCCUGGAAAUGACCGAUCCCGCUGCCAUCGAGCAAGAGGCACCGCCGCCGCCGCAGCCUCCCCGUCCUGCAGCGUACGGCCGCCUCUCCCCCAAUAGCCAGCUGGCUGCCGACGAGCAGUACGCGCGCCGCCUGGCCCAGCACUACGAGAGCGAGGGUGCCUAUGAGAGCCGUACGAGCAGCUACGGUCCGCGCUCGGGCAGCCGUCGGGGCGAUGGACCGCCGUAUCCGCCACGCCCGCGCCCGGAGACCGGACUCAACCCCAACGAGCUAUGGGACGACCGUGAUCGCAACUUCCUGGACGACGAUCUCCCCGUCAUCCGCGAGAACCUGCGCAAAGGCUUCGUCGAGACCCAGGCCAAGUUCAGCACCUGGUUCACCGGCAUCAAGAAGCGCAUCGACGAUGAGUUCAACGGCCCCGAGGACGAUGACGAAGAAGGUCACCCAGGCAGCGCCCAGGGUCCACGGCCGCAGGGCCGACCAGGCGGACCGGUCGGUGGCGGUCGUGGUGGCUAUGGCAAUUAUCCCAGCCGGCAGCGAAGCCAGCGCAGCGGCGACUACGAUGCCGACCCAGAGCUGCUGUCUGACGACUUUGCCGGCAUCAAGCUUCACGGCGACGGCACCCCCGUGCAGGCGAACAACCCGAACGCGUUCCGGCCACCACCACCGUCCACGUCGCCCCGUCCGGGCUCCGACCGCAAGGUGGCCUUCCGCGGCAACGACGAAGUGAUCGACGUCUACAGCGCGUCGCCCCGGAUGUCGGCAAAGGACGGAACAUCGCCCACGGGCGCCGGCAGUGCAAAGGCCAGCAAAUGGCAGCCCUUGUCGGCCGUCGACCCGGCACCGAUCGGGGAUGCCGACCCGUUCAGCCUGGGCGACAGCGACGACGAGAAGGAUGUCAGCCACAACAUCAGGGGACCGGCUGAGGUAGCCGAGAAGACGGACAAGUCAGCCACAACGACCUCUGACGCGGUGGUCAGAAAAGCAUCCUCGUCGCCAGAAGACGCAGAGCGGCUGCGCAAGGCCGCAGCUGAAGCAAUGGCAGACAGCCUGGUGGAGGACAAGCCGAAAGCGUGA
Molecule: messenger RNA, 1437 nt
Organism: Grosmannia clavigera kw1407
Lineage: Eukaryota; Fungi; Ascomycota; Sordariomycetes; Ophiostomatales; Ophiostomataceae
Product: cue domain containing protein
Exons: 4
Coding region: 1-1437 (478 amino acids)
Biological process (GO): ubiquitin-dependent protein catabolic process
Cellular component (GO): cytoplasm
Molecular function (GO): ubiquitin binding; ubiquitin conjugating enzyme binding
Source: RefSeq, a predicted model, not a curated record